Molecule: messenger RNA, 1548 nt
Organism: Fusarium verticillioides 7600
Lineage: Eukaryota; Fungi; Ascomycota; Sordariomycetes; Hypocreales; Nectriaceae
Exons: 2
Coding region: 1-1548 (515 amino acids)
Source: RefSeq, a predicted model, not a curated record
AUGACUUUCCCAUCCACUACUCCAAGGAGACCCAUUUCCUACGAGUGGUCGUCGCUCCCUGUAGAGCUUCGACUACAGAUCUUCGGGUAUGUGGCCGAAAAGCAGAAGUAUCGUGCUACAGACUUUAAUCGUUAUGCCUGCGUCUCUUCUGAAUGGCAGAAUUACUUCGAAAGGUUUACAUUCCGACGCCUUCUGAUCGACAACUCCCAGCUGGACAGAUUCUCCAAAAUGACCGAGGGCGAAAAGGCUAUGAGAUUGUCGUAUAUACGCUAUAUAUGCUUGAGAAUCGAGCUUCAGGACUAUGAUUAUCCGGAAUGCGAUAGGCCAGAGUCUCAUGCCACCAUCAAUUGGAAUAAUCAGAGAUUUACUCAUUCGCUCAAAGUAUUGUUCCACGUCCUCCGCCGUUGGAAUCCAUCUAGCGGUCAGGACACCGGAUUAAUACUCGAGAUCACCGCCUACUCACCUGGUGACAAUAGGCGAUCCCAAGAAAGAUCAAUGGAAUAUGCUCUGCAUGAAAACUUCCAGUUGGAAGAGGACAUCGCAAGUUCUGCAAGCAUUACAGAAUUCAUGCAUGACAAGGAUGCCAGGGAUCGGCUUGCGACUGGAACGACUUGGCAUAGGCAGACGACCAUGCAAGGCUUAGAGCGACUAGGUGGCACGCCCCUUGCACUAACGACAAGAAAAGGCCUGGAGGAAGUCCCGAUCAUCCAUACUCUUUGGUUACGCCAUCAAUUUAAAAGAGGGAUAAUGGGUUCGAGCUUGGCAAUGAUUCUGAGCAUGUCCCUAACGAACGUCACAACUUUCCGACUCGAAAUUGCACCAGCUCCACUUCGAUAUUUCAGUCAUUGGAAAAACUUGAUUCUUCAGCUUCCCCAUCAUAUUCGCCAUUUUUCCUUCAACAUCUUUCCAAGAACUUUCUCGCAUCCUUUCUUCAUGAACCCAACGGCGGGGCUACCGACAUCUCUAGCCGAGAAGGCUCUUGUAGAGAAGGCUCACCAUCUGGUUUCGCUCUGCCCACCUGCUGGUACGAACUCGCUGAAUUUCAUUCAGCAUCUUCGAGAUUCGCAGCAACCCGAACAUGGCUCAAGACUGGCGCAGCUGUGUCUUGAAGUUCCAUAUGACCCUCGUGGAGGAGACUCAUCAUUCCAGGGUCGGAUAAAUCAUCUCUUGGAAGAAUCUGCAGUCACAGCUCGACACUUACCAAAACUCGGAAUUCUGGAAAUAUGGUGCCACGAACGGGGGAAGGCAUUUGUAUUCAGAUAUGAACAUGACAAAGACCAAGUUACCAUCACAUGGAGAGCAUCCGAAAACUGGAUUAACUUGGCAGAAGGAAGUACACAACAGUGGAAAAGAGUAGCUCAAAAAUACAAUGUGGUCUUCUCGGUAAAGGAGUUGCCGGUUUUGAAAAAUCCGCCUUUUUGUUUUAUCGGAUACGGCGACGGGCAUAUUUAUAAGAAGGUCGUCUAUUCGCAACUGAAGCUGCGCGAUUUGGUAAUCGAUCCAGUCAGUUUGGCCCGCGUCGACAUAACUAGGUUCUUGUCAAAUUAG